UUGUUUCAGAUUCUGCAAAUCAUCCCAGGAUGUCCUUUAGUGAGCAGCAGUGCAAGCAGCCAUGCGUGCCCCCUCCAUGUCUUCAAAAGGCCCAAGAGCAGUGCCAGGCGAAGGCUGAGGAGCUGUGCCUCCCCACGUGCCAGGACCCCUGCCAGGAGAAGGGCCUGGUGCAAGCUCAGGAGGUAUGUCUUCCUCAGUGCCAGGAGCUAAGCCAAGAAAACUGCCCACAGCAAAGCCAAGAUCCAUGCCUACCUCAGUGCCAAGACAAAUGUCCACCUCAGCGCGUAGAGCCAAGCCAGGAGCUGUUCCAGACAAAAUGUGUGGAGGUUUUCCCACAGAAGGUCCAGGAGAAGUGCUCGCCCCCUGGCAAAGGAAAGUAGCUGCCCAAGUGCCAUCUGGGGUCAAGAAGAUGGCCAACAGAUGACACGCCACCCCCAGCCCACGCUCUGGUGACCUUCUUCUGCGGGUAGCUCUGUAUGCAAUGCACCUUCUUGCCUCCUGGCUUCCUCAGUAUUCCAGGACUUGGUCUGUGUCUCUAAAGACAGUUCUCCCUGUAUGUCACCAACCUCUGUGAAUAAGAGUUGUUCUCAGCAGUCUGAUGGAAGAUCUUAAGUGUAGGAAUGGUGUGAUUGUCAGGGGAGACCACAGGAGCCUAGCACAGCUGCCUUGGGACAAAAAUUCACCCAGCCCUGAGUGUGUGACAGCCCCGGAUGCCUUCAUUCAUCU
Molecule: messenger RNA, 726 nt
Organism: Lemur catta (Ring-tailed lemur)
Lineage: Eukaryota; Metazoa; Chordata; Mammalia; Primates; Lemuridae
Gene: PRR9
Product: proline rich 9
Exons: 1
Coding region: 30-380 (116 amino acids)
Source: RefSeq, a predicted model, not a curated record